This is a messenger RNA of Drosophila hydei, 1453 nucleotides long. RefSeq lists its product as uncharacterized. The transcript is spliced from 3 exons. NCBI's taxonomy places the organism in Eukaryota, Metazoa, Arthropoda, Insecta, Diptera, Drosophilidae. The coding region runs from base 437 to 964 and encodes 175 amino acids. The record is from RefSeq and is a predicted model, not a curated record. Gene Ontology annotation, molecular function: carbohydrate binding; galactoside binding.
AGGAACUCAGUGCGUGUCGGCGGUAACGACGACGGCUUAGAUAGUUUCUUACUGUUCUACGUAAAUGAGAAAUCAAAUAUGUACUUCGUGCUUAUCGAAAAGUGCUUUACCCGUGACGUCGUUGAGCGAUCUUUGACAUGCUAUUUUUGUUGAGAGCGUCUGCUGCUGCUGCUUGAUUACAGUCGAACAGUAUUACUCGAGCAAGCGAACUGUAAAGAGCUCGCCGCUAAGCUGUAACCGUUAGCAACACAGCAGAAAAUCAAAGCAAAGCAAAGCGAAUUUGAAAUUUGUUUACAUUUUUGUUGAAUGAAAUUGCAAUUUAUUGCCUUAUAUACAUACGAGGAAUUUGUGUUCGGUCUAAUUGUUUAAACGUGUCCAACGGCUGCAUACAUACAUUUUAAUAGCGCUCUUAAAUAAAAUAAAAUAGAGUUAGAAAAUGGCCGAAGUUAAAUACUUGGUUGUGCUACCAACAAAUCCCAACGAAUCGGACAGGAUGCGUAAGCUGGGCAUUCAAGGAAGUCUGCUGCAGGAGCCAGAACAAUUUUCGAUCAAUUUUGUAAACAGUCCCAGCUGCACAGACAACAUAACAUAUCACUUUAAAGUUAGGGUACCCGCACAGACGAUCGUCGAGAAUUACAAGAGCAAUGGCGAGUGGAGCGAUUCGCAUCAGGAGAAAUAUUUGAAUAUUUUCGAUGGUAAAAACGAUCUGACAAUGCCAAGCAUAUCCAGUAUUAUAGAUGAUGGCAUCGAUGCCGUACUUAACUAUUCGUUCACAGAGUCAACGUUUUCGCUUGAGUUUCAAUUCGAUUACGAUAAUUCCACCAUACUCGUUUACCAAGUGCGUGGACAGGGUCACAAUUUUGUUACCAAAUUCGAAACGCUAUUUUCCCUAUCCGACAUACAGUCGAUUCAGGUGUGGGGCGAUGUCCAAAAGAUAAACCAAUUCUCAUUGAGUUACGAUUGAGGGCAGCUGCAAACCUGACAAACGACCUAUAAGUUUAUAUUUUCAGUCCACGAAUUAAGCAAAAACGAAUACGAAUAAAUAGUUUAAACAAUGACGGCUGCCAUCUGUUGUAUUGCGCAUCGAGCACAGAGCGCUCCAAACAAAUAAAAUAACUAUUCCAUAAAUGAAACAAUCGCAUUUAUUUUCAUUUUCGAUUUGGCUCAAUUUACCAUUUCCAUUCGCACCUAACAGGUGUGGUCAUUACAAAGUUUUUAGUAUUACAAAUACGUUUAUAGCUACUAGUUUAUGCAUUUGCGUUUAAUAAAUAUUUACACCUAACUGCUACUAAAAUGGGCCUUACAUCUAUACAUAUAUGUAUCUCUAAUAUUGGCAAGUCCUAGCGCUUAUCUGUAUUUCAAUUAAAAUUAAUGAAACAAAUAAAACUAAUAUUGGAAAUGAAUCGCGAAAGACAUAAGAAAAUAAAUUAGAUAAAAGGAACGACACGAUAAA